CGUCCCUUCUUCUUCUUUUUCUUUCUCUUUUUCUUUUUCUUCUUUUGUAUAUCUGGAAUAUUCGAAAUGGACUCUCAGGUUACCAUCACAACAAACACCAACAUCCCUCGCGUUCGCAACAGAGUAAUUGUCUGCAUGGACGGUACAUGGGACACACCAUCAGAGAGAACAAACGUGUACUAUCUUUACCUUCACCUAAACAUGCCAGAAGGCAAACUUGGAAAGGGUGACAAAAAGGAGGACCCAGAACAGGAUCAAUGGAGACAGGUGGCAGGUUACUUUGAAGGCGUCGGAACAACCCAAAAUAAGUAUCUUGGUGGUCUAUUUGGACUUGGUCUAAGCAACCAGAUCAUGAAGGCGUAUGAAUUCAUCAGCAGACAUUAUGAGAACGAAGAUGAUGAGAUUUGGAUUUUUGGCUUUAGCAGAGGAGCUUAUGCCGCAAGAAGUCUGGCCGGAAUGAUUUACAAUGUCGGACUCUUGCCAGAUGAGCAUAUAGAAACCCAGGCACCAGAAGCAUACAAACUGUACUGCAGCAGAGAUGAAGCAAAGCAUCCAAAGAAAGAGGUCGCCGUCAAUUUCCGCACUCAGUAUCAAUGCAUGGAACCCGAAAUUAGAUUCUUGGGCUGUUUUGAUACAGUUGGUGCUCUUGGUGUUCCACAACUACCCUGGUACCUUGGUGGAUCAACCUUCUGGACAUUAUUCCACGAACGCAACAGUUUCCAUGACAUUCGUAUCUCUCCGAAAGUCAAAUCUGCCUUCCACGCUCUGUCAAUCCAUGAACAGCGCGCCUGGUUCACACCUGCUCUGAUGGAUUUUGGCCUCAAGCAAAGAGAAGAUCAGGAAUUGGAGCAGAUCUGGUUCCCAGGCAUGCACAGUGACAUUGGUGGCCAAGCAGAAGGUUCCCGUCUACUUCCCAACCAGUCAUUGAGAUGGAUGAUGACCAAGGCUGCAGACCGUGGACUGAAAUUUACGCGUACAAUUGAUGAGAUCUGUAAUGAGGGUGGUUUCUACUACCAGGACAGUUAUGAAAGCUCUCUUAUCUAUCAGAUUGUCUCUAGAGAGGAUCGCGUCAUUGACCCUUCCAUGUUCUCACCAAAGGGUCUCGCAGCUCUUUACAAGGAUGGUCAAUUCGAACAAUUUAUUGAACCAGAACAGCUGGCACUCUACAAGUCCAAGACACAUCAUAACUACAUUAACUCUAUAAAGCAUCUUAUCUCUGGAAAGUAAAAACCUAAAAAAAAAAGAAGGGAAUCACCCCUACACCUACACACAUACAUACAUAACCAUAUACUCAUUAAAGGAAUCUGUACGAACAAGAAGAAAAGAGAAAAACUAGGGGUUUUAAAAGAAGAAGAAGAAAAAAGGUCCUUCCCCUCAGUAUUGUAUCCCCCACCCCGUAUCUUUAUAUACUUUCAGCUAUUUAUACAUCCAUAUAUUUAUAUUUAUAUAAGAAAUAAAUAAAUAAAAAUAUUGAAUCAACAAUCAAUCUAUACGUUUUGUUGCUUG
Molecule: messenger RNA, 1506 nt
Organism: Phycomyces blakesleeanus NRRL 1555(-)
Lineage: Eukaryota; Fungi; Mucoromycota; Mucoromycetes; Mucorales; Phycomycetaceae
Exons: 5
Coding region: 67-1227 (386 amino acids)
Source: RefSeq, a predicted model, not a curated record